CUCCAAUCAACCCCACCAUCGAGCAUGAACCCAACUUCACUCCACUUCAACUUGACUACAGCAAUCGGGCACUGAUCAAAUCACACAUUUCAUCUCACCUCAAUUUAUUCCUCACAAAUUUACGGAGUUGUCUCUUCACUCCAGAGUCACAAGCUGCUAAUAUCACCAGAGCUCGACCAUCAAAGACGAGAAUAGAACCCUGCUUCUGUCCCGCCGCCUGACAUCACAGCUGACCGUUUCCGUCUUCUUUGAGCAAACAGACCAGGGCAUACAGGCAUACAACCUGGCAACGCAUCACCACAUCCCCUCGCCUUCCUCUUUCCAGACCACAUCCUCCGCACGUCCCAAUGUUAAAACCACACGCCAUGUCAUCCCUCCCGCCGUCGCAUUUCCUCUCCGCAACAUCCACAUCCACAUCUUCCAGCUCAACCUCACAUUCCCCCAAACGCAAACGCGGCCUCCCAGCAAUAUCAACCAUUCCACCUACACCACCACGUUCCUGUCCAGCUCCAGAUUUCGAACCUUCCUCCUCCGCCGAUAUGCGACUUAGUACCGAGAUACCUGGGGUCACAAUCGUGAAUCAUAAGAGCGCUGCAAACAAAGAAAAGGCCCGAGAUGAGGGGCAAGAUGGACCAGGAAGUCCGCGCACGAAAGUUGCGUAUAAUUUCCAAGGACUGAGGCUAGAAGAUGCAGGGACGGUUUCGCGCUUUGAACUUGAUGGACCCCGGCCGAGGAAAGGGAAUGGUUUUGGUGAAGAUGGGGCGUUUGAUGACGAGGCUGAUGUGGUAAUGGAUGGGAAUGGAAAUGUGGAUCGAGAAGAAGACCAGCAAGUUUCGAGGAAGAAAGUCAAGAUUGUGAAGCCGAAGAAGAGGGUUGAGGUCCCGGAGACACCACAGCAUGUAGGCAAUGCGGCUGGUGCUGGGACUGGGCGGAGCCGGGGCGAGGAGGGAAAAUUUGGCAUUUUCAUAGGCGAGGAGAGGAUCGUUGAUCCGGUGCUGGAGAAAGCUGCGAGGGGUGUGGUGUUGAGUAAUAGUGUGGACGAGAUGGUAUUUACAGGGAGUGGAAAGCCGAGAAGUGGCCACGGAAAUCUAAAAGGGACAUAUCCCUCAAUAAAUCGCCUCGCGGAAUCAAAAUCCCGGAAGAAAAGAGCCGGCACACCACCGCCAACGAGCUCUUUCUCAAGCGAGGACAUGGAAGCUGAGCCUGAGAUAGACAAUGAAAGGGCUUCUCUCACGUGGCACGACGACGAAAUCACCGGCCAUAAUCCUACGGACCCAGAUGACGAUGGGGAAGGCAUUAAUGGUAUUGGAUUUAAACCUACGCCUGCGGAGGCGUAUGCCAGGACGCAGAAGAGGAGACAGCAGAUGGCGGAGUAUCGGAAUAGGGAGGCGAGAGAGGCGAGGAAGAUGAGGAGUGAGAGGAGGAGGGGGAGUGAGAUGUCGAAGGCGAGUAAGGAGGAGCAGGAGACGGCGAGGAGGGUGAGGUUUAUGGAGGCGGAGGUGAAGAGUGUGGUUUCGACUUCAUAGUACUUACUGGUGGGGAUGGGUCUGAGGAUUGCAUGGCGGGGCGUUGAGGAGCAUGGAUUGGGAUUGAUACCUAUGGGAAAGCGCUGGAUAUGCUGCAGAGCUUGACUCUUCGCUCCGUCGGAAUUGCGGGGAAGAGAAGGGCGUUGAUAUGUUUUAAUGAUACACUGCUAGUAUUUUGAAGAUUACUAGAAGCUAUAAGAUACCCACGAAAUUGAUUGAAUGCUUG
Cadophora gregata is the source of this 1752-nucleotide messenger RNA. RefSeq lists its product as uncharacterized. The transcript has a single exon. The record is from RefSeq and is a predicted model, not a curated record. NCBI's taxonomy places the organism in Eukaryota, Fungi, Ascomycota, Leotiomycetes, Helotiales, Ploettnerulaceae. Bases 348 to 1526 code for a protein of 392 amino acids.